Talpa occidentalis (Iberian mole) is the source of this 7295-nucleotide messenger RNA. RefSeq names its product solute carrier family 8 member A1 (gene SLC8A1). The record is from RefSeq and is a predicted model, not a curated record. Gene Ontology annotation, molecular function: calcium:sodium antiporter activity. Bases 897 to 3770 code for a protein of 957 amino acids. Gene Ontology annotation, cellular component: sarcolemma; postsynapse; axon. NCBI's taxonomy places the organism in Eukaryota, Metazoa, Chordata, Mammalia, Eulipotyphla, Talpidae. The transcript has 17 exons. Gene Ontology annotation, biological process: calcium ion import across plasma membrane; cell communication; sodium ion transmembrane transport.
CUUCCACUCUGAGGUAUGGUGUGCAUCUCAGCAAAUGAAAUGCUAGAUUAUGGAAGGCCAAGGUCAUUAUCGAGCAUCUUUAUCCUGCCUUUGAAAGAAUGAUCACAAGCUUCUGUAUCAAGGUUUUGACUACAAUGAAUAAAGCUGCAAUGAAUAUUCACAUACCAAUUUUUUGAGUGGACAUAUGAUUUCAUUUUUUCUUGGGAGUUUUAUGAUAUGAUUUGGCAAAUUAAGUCAAAUACAGGCUUGGUGGCUUUUGUGUCUGGUGUGUGCUUGAGGAGGUUUCCUUCUCCAUCAACCUCAGACAGGCUGCAUCUCUUACAAUCAAUGAUGUGUGCCCCAUUUCCGUGAAGAAUGAACUAUAGACCAAAGCCCUAAACUAUGAAGCAGUAUGGCUGGCAUGAAUAAGCACAAAAUUGAAAUUCAAGGCUGACUUCUGCAUAAGCUUAGACUACAACUUGCAGGUGUUUGUGCCAUUAUUUAUCCUGACAGGACUUGGUGUUCACCAAAGCACUAACAUAUCAACACUGCUUCAGCACCACGGCAGCUUAAUGAUUGAAGAACCUCACUUUCCAGGGAGCACAUGUUAAGAGUGAUGUUGCGAAUUCAUCAGUGUGGCCUGGUCUCCAGAAUCGUACAGUAAUUGGUUCUUCCUAGGUUUCCUGCCUGCCUUUGGAUUGGAAACAUCAGCUUUCCUGGGUCUACAACUUGUUGACAUAUCCCGCAAAGCUGAAGACUUGCCAGCCUCCAUAAUUGUAAGGACUGUGAUGAUCGGAUCACAAAAAUUUUAUGUACCCAAAUGGUGCUGAGAUGCUUGCCUGCCAGGUCAGAGGAAACAUGAGAUGAUUAUGGCUGGUGUGUAGGUUGUGACACUUGGAAGUCCGCCAUUGUACAACAUGCUGCGAUUAAAUCUCUCACCUGUCUUUUCCAUGGGAUUUCGUCUGUUAGCCAUUGUGGCUCUGUUAUUUUUCCAUGUGGACCAUAUAAGUGCUGAAACAGAAAUGGAAGGAGAAGGCAAUGAAACUGGUGAAUGUACUGGCUCAUAUUAUUGUAAGAAAGGGGUGAUUUUACCCAUCUGGGAGCCCCAAGAUCCUUCCUUUGGGGACAAAAUUGCUAGAGCUACUGUGUAUUUUGUGGCCAUGGUCUACAUGUUUCUUGGCGUCUCUAUCAUCGCUGACCGGUUCAUGUCCUCUAUUGAAGUCAUCACGUCUCAAGAAAAAGAAAUCACCAUAAAGAAGCCCAAUGGAGAGACCACCAAGACAACUGUGAGGAUUUGGAAUGAAACAGUUUCUAACUUGACCUUGAUGGCCCUGGGUUCCUCUGCGCCAGAGAUUCUCCUUUCAGUAAUUGAAGUGUGUGGCCAUAACUUCACCGCAGGAGACCUUGGCCCUAGCACCAUUGUGGGAAGCGCUGCCUUCAAUAUGUUCAUCAUUAUCGCGUUGUGUGUUUACGUGGUUCCUGACGGAGAGACAAGGAAGAUUAAGCACUUGCGUGUGUUCUUUGUGACAGCAGCCUGGAGCAUCUUUGCCUAUACCUGGCUUUAUAUUAUUUUGUCUGUCAUCUCUCCUGGAGUUGUGGAGGUCUGGGAAGGUCUACUUACUUUCUUCUUUUUUCCCAUCUGUGUUGUGUUUGCUUGGGUGGCAGACAGGAGGCUUCUCUUUUACAAGUACGUCUAUAAGAGGUAUCGGGCAGGGAAACAGCGGGGAAUGAUUAUUGAACAUGAAGGAGACAGGCCAUCUUCCAAGACUGAAAUUGAGAUGGAUGGGAAAGUGGUCAAUUCCCAUGUUGACAACUUCUUAGAUGGUGCUCUGGUUCUGGAGGUUGAUGAGAGGGAUCAAGAUGAUGAAGAGGCUCGGCGAGAAAUGGCUAGGAUUCUGAAGGAGCUCAAGCAGAAGCAUCCAGAGAAAGAAAUAGAGCAAUUAAUAGAAUUAGCUAACUACCAAGUCCUGAGUCAGCAGCAGAAGAGUCGAGCAUUUUACCGCAUUCAAGCUACUCGCCUGAUGACCGGAGCUGGCAACAUCUUAAAGCGGCAUGCAGCCGACCAAGCAAGGAAGGCUGUCAGCAUGCAUGAGGUCAACACAGAAAUGGCUGAAAAUGACCCCGUUAGUAAGAUCUUCUUUGAACAAGGGACAUACCAAUGUCUGGAGAACUGUGGUACAGUAGCCCUGUCCAUUAUCCGUAGAGGUGGUGAUUUGACCAAUACUGUGUUUGUGGACUUCAGAACAGAGGAUGGCACUGCCAAUGCUGGGUCUGAUUAUGAAUUUACUGAAGGAACUGUGGUCUUCAAGCCUGGUGAGACCCUGAAGGAAAUCAGAGUUGGCAUCAUCGAUGAUGAUAUCUUUGAGGAGGAUGAAAAUUUCCUUGUGCAUCUCAGCAAUGUCAAAGUAUCUUCUGAAGCCUCAGAAGAUGGCAUCCUGGAAGCCAACCAUGUUUCUACACUCGCUUGCCUGGGUUCUCCCUCCACGGCCACCGUGACUAUUUUUGAUGAUGACCACGCAGGCAUCUUCACUUUUGAGGAAUCCGUGACGCAUGUGAGUGAGAGCAUUGGCAUCAUGGAGGUGAAAGUCUUGCGAACAUCUGGAGCUCGAGGAAAUGUUAUUGUUCCCUAUAAAACCAUUGAAGGGACUGCCAGAGGCGGAGGGGAGGACUUUGAAGACACUUGUGGAGAACUGGAGUUCCAGAACGAUGAAAUUGUGAAGAUCAUUACCAUUAGAAUAUUUGACCGUGAGGAAUAUGAGAAAGAGUGCAGUUUCUCCCUUGUGCUUGAGGAACCAAAAUGGAUAAGAAGAGGCAUGAAAGGUGGCUUCACAAUAACAGGCCAACCAGUCUUCAGGAAGGUUCAUGCUAGAGAACACCCGAUUCCUUCUACUGUAAUCACCAUUGCAGAGGAAUGUGAUGAUAAGCAGCCACUGACCAGCAAAGAAGAAGAAGAGAGGCGCAUUGCAGAAAUGGGGCGCCCUAUUCUGGGAGAACACACCAAGCUGGAAGUGAUCAUUGAAGAAUCUUACGAGUUCAAGAGUACUGUGGACAAACUUAUUAAGAAGACAAACCUAGCCCUUGUGGUUGGGACGAACAGCUGGAGAGAACAGUUUAUUGAAGCUAUCACCGUCAGCGCUGGGGAAGAUGAUGACGAUGACGAAUGUGGAGAGGAGAAGCUGCCCUCCUGUUUUGAUUACGUGAUGCACUUUCUGACUGUGUUCUGGAAGGUGCUCUUUGCCUUCGUCCCCCCUACAGAAUACUGGAAUGGCUGGGCGUGCUUCAUUGUCUCCAUCCUCAUGAUCGGCUUGCUGACAGCUUUCAUAGGAGACCUGGCUUCCCACUUCGGCUGCACCAUCGGCUUGAAGGAUUCUGUGACUGCCGUGGUAUUCGUCGCUCUUGGGACUUCAGUGCCAGAUACGUUCGCCAGCAAGGUGGCAGCCACCCAGGACCAGUAUGCAGACGCGUCCAUAGGCAACGUCACAGGCAGCAACGCGGUGAACGUCUUCCUGGGGAUUGGCGUGGCCUGGUCCAUCGCUGCCAUCUACCACGCGGCCAACGGGGAACAGUUCAAAGUGUCCCCCGGCACGCUAGCUUUCUCUGUCACUCUCUUCACCAUUUUUGCUUUCAUCAAUGUGGGGGUGCUGCUGUAUCGGCGGAGGCCAGAAAUCGGAGGUGAGCUGGGUGGGCCCCGGACUGCCAAGCUCCUCACAUCCUGCCUCUUUGUGCUCCUGUGGCUCUUGUACAUUUUCUUCUCCUCUCUGGAGGCCUACUGCCACAUAAAAGGCUUCUAAAGGAACAAUCAGAUAUAGUAAAUUUAUAUAUAUAUACAUAUAUACAUAAAAAUUAUGUAUAACGAACAGAGGAAACUGACAUCUGUCAUGUUCACUUACCUGCUGAUGGAACCCAGCUUCAGAAGCAUACUCUGUACUAGGGCGAAGUGAGACCCAUCACCUCCCAUCCCCAGGGGCAUCGUCACACUGACCAAGGCAUGGAGGCAGGGCCAUUUUGCAGCUCAGCCUGGAAGGGCUGUGUUCUCUCCAGAUUUGCAAACCAUUAAGUCUUUGUUUUCUGGGGUUUUUUGGCUUGUUUUUGGUGGGGGCUGGGGAGGUGGUUGAUGUUAGACUUUUAUUUUGUCCUGUUUUGUUGGGAGGAUCUGGGCUUUUGCUUUUUCUUGUGGGAGAUAAUGACCAUUCCAAAUGCAAAUGAACUUUCGGUUCAAAAAAAAUUGCAAGCCAUUGCAAUGACGAUCAAUCCCUUUUCCCAAACACUUUAAACAUGAUUUUGGAUUAAGAAAGGAUACAGGCACAGAAGAAGAAAAAAGUAUGUCUUCGCUAUGUUACUAAAUUUCAUGUUUGUCUCUGGAACAUGAGUACAGGAGAAAAUGCCUCUAAGCGGGAGCUCGAACGAGGCCAGGAAAAGCAAUGGUUCUAGACAGGAUCUGAUGUUUAAGAUGUGCUGCCUGGCACUCUGUUCAGAUAAAGGAGUAAUUUGCCUAGAGGUCCAAGAACAUGCAAAACCCUUCCAUCUCUCUAUUUCUAGACUGAUUAGCAAGCCCUGUGCCCCAGUGUUCUAGCCUGGCUGACUUACCGGUCCCCCAUGCAGGCUGCUUCUCCUGCCCACCACCCCUCAUGCAAACCGGAAAAAUAACCCCAUUCCAAAAGCACAUUACCUUUUCCAUUUGCAUCAAUAUGUGUUCCAGUCCCAUAUGGCUGUUGCCUGGGAUCGUUCGUCCGUUUUAUUUACAGAAGCAUCCAUGGCUUGCACAAUCCCGUUCCAGUCAUGACUGAACAUUUGCUCCUCCUCCAUGUGCCUGUUUGGGAAUGUUGUCGUGAUACCUGUUACACAGUGCAUGGAUGAAAAACAAACAAAACCAAGCGUAUCUGUACAUAGUAGAGUAGCGCCUAUACUGCCCUCCCAUUCAGCAAUGUUGAUUGGACACUGAAGAAUAAGCGAGUUUUCCUUUCACCUGUGUUGUAACUUUUGUGCUAUUGAGUUUGCUGGUUACUAGGGAUAAAAGGAGAAAAUGGCUUAUGGAUCUGCACAUUCGUUUCUAAGAAGCAAUAACUGCAAUGUGGGAAGCUAAAGCUAUCGAGGGAACAGCAGGCAGAUUACAAAGCACCUUCAUGGAAACGUAGCCACAUGGAACACAUGGGCCUCUGAGAACCACCUGUGGAGUCCAAAGGCCAAGGAGGAAGGCAUUAUAGAGAAGUGGGCAUGUUAGGGCUUAGAGCGCCUCCAUUUCCACAACUCCCCUUCCCCUAAAGUAUUUAUUUCACAUCUGUUCUGUCUGGCACAGAUGGUAGAUAGUGCGGUUGGUUUUAUUUUUUUAUGUAAAGGCUAUUUUGAGCCCUAUUUCUUUAACCAUUCAACCCCUCUGGUUGUAUCUGCAGUUCCUGCGUAAAAGAAGGUAUGGUGACCAGUAGGCCCUUACAAGUGCAUCCCCCCAUCUCCCCCCCCAACCCCCGCUUGACUUAGAACUAAAGAGUAAGCCAUGGAAAGCAAAGAUCAGUGCCUCCCAGGAGGAUCGCACCAGGAGUGCUGAGCCCUGUAAAAGGAAUAGCUCCUUUUCUUUCAAAGUACUGAAGAGCGUGCGUGAAUCUAACAUUCCAAAGUAGUGAGUCCACUGAUGAGGAAAAGUGGUGACUUUGGUGACCUCUCAGAGCUGUCCCUGUGUCUGGGCCAGGCUGGAGACACUGCUGGCCCUCUGUACUGAUUCAAAAAUACUUAGGAAAUAAUAAAUGCUGUUGAAAUGUUUUCACUUCCACUUAGUCAACAUGAUCAUUCCUUAUUUAAUAAACAUUUGAUGACUGAUGAAUAAUUCAGUACUGGUCAUCCACUCAAUAUGCCAGGUACGGUGCUACCUCUUGGAACUAAACCAUGAAUAAGAUGCCCCAGAUCCCUACCCUCAAGGAGUUCAUGGUUAAUACAACUGCUAUGUCCAUGAUUAGAAGUCAGCAGCCAUAUAGAAACAGUUUUAUCUUGCAAGAAGAAACACACUAUGAAUCCUUUAUCAUGAACACAUUGAAAAUGUACAAACACAACUGUUUAAGAUUUUCUUUUACAGAAUAUAAAGCAUAGGUUAGGAAAAGCAUCCUUGGCCAAUUUUGGAGAUUAGGAUUUUGCACCAAGAAAGGCAAUCAUGUUGGUGUUCCAGAUCACAAAGAAGACCCAAUUAAUGCCAGAUUUUUCUGUGUUAGGAAACAAAUCUCUGCCCUAAUCCCUGUACAACUCCUCCUGUCUCCUAGAGGUUCACACCUGACUACAGCUCAAUACUGGGGGCCUAACUCCUUUGGGGGAUACAUUCUAACCUCCCCCCCUUUGUUUUGAAAAUUCACUUAACAGAAAGUUAGCCUAGAAACACCAAAUAAAUAUAAUCAAGGGGUGUGAGUGGUUUAAACAUUAGAAAGAUUUUGCACUCAUUUUUAGCCAUAUUUGGAAUGUCAAUCUUAUAGCAAAUUUUCACAGAGAACAUUAAGAAAUUUUUGUGGUUGGUUAAUUUUAAUUUCAAAGCUUUUUGGUUUGUUUGCUUUUUAAAUUUUCAUGUUAUAGGGAAGUAUUUUGGUUGUUCAGGGUUGUUAAUAAUUAUAGUUGUGUAAAAUUAUUUCAUUUUGUUUGAUGACUUUAUUUUGUGUGUAUUGUGCACAGUUUUAGGGGGGAAGUGCACUAAUUGUGCUGUUCCUUAUAUGGUACACAUUAUUGACACAGACAAAUAAAAUUUCUAAUUGUUUCUGAUUUAAUCACUCGUGAUACAGCAUAUUCUGUAUGGAGUGUUUUCUUUCUUCUCAUUGUCAUCUACUUCAUUAUUUUUCAUUUUGAUGUUUUGAAGAAAUAAAGGCCAAAAGAGAUUAUUUUGCAAUUGGUAUCCUCAUCCACAAGAAAGAAAAAACAGGUAUCAAGUAUUCAACUUUUGUGAACGUCAACCCUAUUGUCAUGUAAUGUUUCCUUUCUAAUGUCCCAAGAAAGAGAACAUGUGCAUAUCUGCAACAUUAAGAUAAACUUCAAUGUUUCUCCAUUUCAUUAUUAUUUUUACAUCUUUUAGUACUGCUUUAUAUCUUUCUGCAUCCAAGAACAUGAACCCAUAAAUCGAUACACAUCUAACCAUCUUUCAGCAUGCAGAAUAUAUCAAACCAAUCAACAAAACUUUAACUAGCAACAAGAGUAAUCUGAUGACCAUAAUAGACUUGACUGUUAAACAGUCUUUACUUCAAAAUUCAGUGACCCAAUAAUCUUCAACCUCCUAGUAGCUAAUUUUAUUUCAAAGGUUCUCAUACAAACUUUCCACCUGUGAAAAUUACACACACACACACACACACACA